Olea europaea var. sylvestris is the source of this 2261-nucleotide messenger RNA. Its product is annotated as cysteine-rich receptor-like protein kinase 2. NCBI's taxonomy places the organism in Eukaryota, Viridiplantae, Streptophyta, Magnoliopsida, Lamiales, Oleaceae. Gene Ontology annotation, biological process: protein phosphorylation. The record is from RefSeq and is a predicted model, not a curated record. Gene Ontology annotation, molecular function: protein kinase activity; ATP binding. Bases 87 to 2033 code for a protein of 648 amino acids. The transcript has 7 exons.
UGUGAGGAAUGUAUUGGAAGAAUGUAUAGUUUUCUCCUGUCUACCUAUAUAACAUAAAUUGAAAUACAAUACAAACUGAAAAAAUUAUGAAGAAAAAAAGAAAUGGUUCGUCUGUUAUCAUUAUUAUUCUGGUUAAUCUGCUACUACCAGAUGAAUCACUGGGGGAUUCAAGACUUCAGUUGGUUCAGAUCGAGUGUAAGAGCCAGCCUGAACACGAGAUUCACAACACCAACAUUUUUAUCCGAAACUUCGUCAUCACAAUGGAAAAGUUAAGAGUGAAAAUGCAUACUUCAGGUUAUGGCACAGCAGUAACGAGCUCAGGACCCGAUGCUAAUUAUGGACUAGCAGAAUGCUAUGGUGAUCUUUCUGUACAAGAUUGUGGGUUAUGCUAUGCUGUAGCGCGCACAAUUCUUCCUCUGUGCUAUCCAGUCAAUGGAGGAAGGGUUUUCCUCGAUGGUUGCUUCAUAAGAGCCGAGAAUUAUAGAUUCUUUCAGGAGUACACUGGACCAAAUGACAGGGCCGUAUGUGGUAAUAGAACGCAAAAGAAUUUUGGAUUUCUGGUAUCUGCAAGGCAGGCUGUUAAACAAGUAGCUUCAGCAGCACCAAACAACAAAGGCUUUGCACGAAUUCAAGUGCCUGCGUCGGGGAUGACAAAUGAGUCGGCUUAUGUUAUUGCUCACUGCUGGAGGACACUUAGUGAUGACUCUUGCAGAGCUUGUUUGGAGAAUGCGUCAGUGUCUAUACGGGGAUGUUUGCCAUGGUCUGAGGGUCGGGCACUGAAUUCAGGGUGCUUCAUGAGAUACUCCGACACCAACUUCCUUAAUCCUGUACAAGUAAAUAGAAGUCCUAAUCCUAGACAGGGAAAUGGCAGUUCAAGAGGGAAAAUAACAGCUCUCAUAGUGGCAUCUGUUAGUUCAAUAGCUGUUUCGGUAAUUGGAGCAUUUGUUGGGGUUUAUAUCUGGAAACACAAAAGAAUACAGAAGAAGAGAAAAGGUGAUGCAGAGAAACUAGUGAAGCUUCUUUACAAUAGCUUCAAAUAUUCCACACUUGAGAAAGCAACUGGUUUUUUUGACGAAGCUAACAAGCUUGGGCAAGGUGGAUUUGGCACAGUUUAUAAGGGAGUGUUGGUAGGUGGAAGAGAAAUAGCUGUGAAGAGGCUAUUCUUUAACAACAAACAUAGAGCAGCAGAUUUCUACAAUGAAGUCAACAUUAUUAGUAGCGUCGAGCACAAAAAUCUGGUCAAGUUGUUGGGGUGCAGUUUCUCGGGACCUGAAAGUCUGCUUGUAUAUGAAUUUCUACCAAACAAGAGCCUUGAUUUCUUUAUCUUUGAUCCAAACAAAGGUAAAGAGCUAAAUUGGGAGAAGAGGUUUGAGAUAGUUAUAGGGACAGCAGAAGGAUUGGUCUACCUUCAUGAAAACACGAACACAAGAAUUGUUCACAGAGACAUCAAAGCAAGUAAUAUCCUCUUGGACUCAAGAUUCCGUGCUAAGAUUGCCGAUUUUGGGUUGGCAAGGUCUUUUCAAGAAGAUAAAAGUCAUAUCAGCACCGCCAUUGCAGGAACAUUGGGAUAUAUGGCUCCAGAAUAUUUAGUUCAUGGCCAAUUGACAAAAAAGGCAGAUGUGUAUAGUUUUGGUGUACUUCUUGUUGAAAUUGUCACUGGAAGACAGAACAACAGGAGCAAAGCCUCCGAGUACUCGGACAGCUUAUUAACUAUAGCAUGGAAGCACUUUCAGCAAAGAAAAGUAGAUGAGCUGAUCGACCCAAACUUAACGAUGCAUAACUAUCACGAUAUUGAUGUUAAAAACGAGAUUCUACGGGUGGUUCAUGUCGGACUCUUGUGUGCUCAAGAGAUCCCAUCCCUACGACCAUCCAUGUCUAAAGCACUAGAGAUGCUGGUGAAGAAAGAAGAGCACCUUCCUCCACCGUCUAAUCCCCCUUAUAUAUACGAGACCGUGGAACUUAUUGACACACUCGAAUGUGGCAAUCCUGCUUCAACUGCUACCAUUUCCCAGAGUAUCUUCUAUCCCAGAUGACAUCAAAAUUGAUAGUAUUCCAAGAAAAUGCUGACUGCUGAAAUGUUUUGAAUGGUAGUGAUGCACUUGAAGCACGUCAGGAUAAAAUCAUCACUCAAUUCAUGUAAAUCAAAGGAGGAUUCAUGCACUUUCUUUACAUUGAAAAACAUUAAUCAUAGCCUUCUAGUUGUACGGACUAGGCAGCAUUGUUUAUAUAAAUUUGAUACAUUUUGGAGCUUCUUCAAUUCU